Molecule: messenger RNA, 3192 nt
Organism: Hippoglossus stenolepis (Pacific halibut)
Lineage: Eukaryota; Metazoa; Chordata; Actinopteri; Pleuronectiformes; Pleuronectidae
Exons: 2
Coding region: 78-1379 (433 amino acids)
Molecular function (GO): metal ion binding; mRNA binding
Source: RefSeq, a predicted model, not a curated record
CCAGCGAGUGUCCCUGCUCGUCGGUCUAUCACUGCGGGGACAGACGGGACCGGACCCGGCUUUACGAACCCAGCGAGAUGCCAUCUUUCCCCAAACUCGACCAGCUGUCCGACCUGGAGCAGAUGAUGUGCAAGCAGUUACUCAGUCUCGACCUGAUGGAGCCCAACAGGCCGCCACCGUCCCUCAGUCUGGAGAUGAGAACACCGGGUUACAUCGGUCAGCCCCGCAGCAACACGUCGUUUUCCCUCUCGUCUCUCUCCUCUCCCACUGAUCCUUCAGAGAGUGUAUUUCUGCCCUCCAGCCAAUGGGGGCAGCAGUCAGAAAGCCCACCGCCCUCCCAGAUUGCUAAUUCCUCCCAGUGGGGGAAGUCGGCCUUCCUUGCCCUGCGCUCUGUCAGCAUGGUGGAGACCAGCAGCACCACAGCAGCAAGUCUAGGCUGGCCCGGGACAGACUUCCAGCACUCCCAAAGUGACAGCCCCACUGCACUGAGCACUAGCUCCUCCCUGUCCACGUCAUCUCUCUCCACUUCCUCUUCCUCCUCACGCUAUAAGACUGAACUGUGUCGCUCUUUCACAGAGAGCGGAUUGUGCAAGUAUGGUGGCAAGUGCCAGUUUGCCCAUGGGCAAGAUGAGCUGCGAGAUCUCAACAGACAUCCAAAAUACAAAACUGAGCCAUGUCGUACGUUUCACACCAUCGGCUUCUGCCCCUACGGGAUCCGCUGCCACUUUGUCCACAACGGUGAGGAAGAAGGGGAGCAGUCCUUCUCUCGUUCGUCCUCUUCCUCCUCCUCAAGCAUUCCCCAGCAGCCACUUAGCUCCUCCCGCACGCACAGACCCCCUCUGGUGAGACAGAGCUUCAGCUUUGCUGGGUUUCCCUCUCCCCAGCAAGCCCUUCAGCACACUCUCACUGAUCAUCCCCCUUUGGCCGCCGCCUCUUUCAGACCUGCUCCCUCGGCGUCUCCUCCUUCCUGUGCCGAUAUUACUGACCUCCUCUGCCACGCCUUCCUGGAGAUGGACUCUGCCUUUGAGGCUUCACCUGCUGACAAGUUCCAAACCCUCAUGGGCCCAGCCAUCACAGCAGAUCCCCAGUCUCCAUUCCUGCCUUCCCCAGACUCCGGCUGCUCUCCCUGUGGGCUCUCUCCAACUGGCUCCCCUUCCCUGAGGCAGAGUCCCGGCGCUCCUGGGGUCUUUUCACGCCCACUGGGCGCCCGCUCCCUGUCCUACACCUCUCUGUCUGACCAGGACCAAGAUGGGAGCAGCUCUGCUAGCUCGCUCAGCGGCUCUGAAUCCAGCAGUGGCAACAACGAAAGCAAUGCCCGACGUCUGGCAGUAUUCAGUCAGCUCUCUGUGCCUGAUGAUCCUGCUGUGGUCUGCCUUUAGGCUGCAGUGUGCUGGAAUCACAAACAUUUACACUGACAUACAUUCAGACACAGACAUGAUGUCCCCAUUAGACACAAUACAUGCAGCACACACACGAUGCUGAUAAGUUUGACACAUACAUAAACAUUCCCCUUUCACACACUGCCACUGGACCGACACAACGUUCUUUGCACCCGUGUGGCCUUGAAUGAAACUAAGACUUUAUUGACAGAGUCUGAACGCUGACAGAGAUUGGCUAAAACGCCGGUGUCGUUUGCAGAAGGAAGGCCGCAGUGAUACUGAAAAUAUAGGUGUGUUGCCAGUAUGAAGACAGAAGUCUAAUAGUGUGGCAAGCGUUUAAUGCUUUAUCAGAAUAAUAUGUUAAUUAAGCAGAUGGCAAUUAAGCUAAUGUAAUCACAGUGUGAUUUGCCCCAGUGCCGUCUGUUAAGACCGACCACUCUGUUCAGAUUUCACCAGCAUCUACAGAGUGAUCCUCAAAAUGUGAUAAAGCCAAAGACGUCUGUUUUGUAGCACAAACGUUUUUUUAUUAUGGUGGGACAGACACACAAUGUGUUUUUCAAUUAAACGCACACAGUAUCUCAGUGCUCAGUGAGUGAAAUUUUCCAUGUCCUCAGUCUGAGGUUACGUUCAGAUCACUGGCCUUGAACAUGAAUGUUACGUUUUUAAACGGCCGAAGUGCCUGUCAUGUUAUUUAAAAGGUCAUGUUAGUGUUGAAUCAAGAUUUGUUUGGAGAGAUGUGACGAAGGGUGUGCGACUUUUUUUUUUUCCUUUCUUUUUUUAGUGACAUAAGCUAGUGUGAGUUCAGUUUUCUUUGUUGUCAAGAUAACUACAACUGUUGAUCUUCUGUCUGUUGUGCCUUGUUGAUAAACCUGUUAUCAGUAAAACGCCAAAUUACCAAAGUCAACCUGUCCUAUGAGAGGAGGGAGAGGGACUCAGUUUGAGUUCACAACAAAAGCCACCUGGGCUUGAUCAUACUUUUUGCAAAUCUCAUGUUCAUGACAUAUCGUUAUCUGUAGGACUUGCCAACAGGAAAAACAGGACAGAGAGAUUUUAUGGCCUUUUGAUAUGUGAAGUGUCAGCUCCAACAGCAGGCACUGCAGAAACUAAGGGUCAAAGAUGGACGAAAAACGAAACGAUGUGCCAUCACGUUAUUCUGCGUCUUUCAUAAUUUGAUGUGGUGUAAGCUUUUGGCUCAGAAGUAAAUAUUUAAUCAAUUCAACUAUCUGUUUUUACCUUUUGGUUAGUUUUCUCAAAAACAUCUGUGGUGCCUAAACUGUAUUCUUUGAUUAUCUUAAGCACAAACAUUCCCAGGAGUGUGAUUUAUUUUCUUCCUCUCUUGUCCACAGGCAGCACUGGUGUUACAUGUUUGAUGAAUAGUCAUGUUUGUCUCUCAGUGUUAAUUCCUCCUGUUAAUGGCUUUGUACUGUUACGAAUGUGAAGCGCAGUCACUUCCAUGUAUCCUGUUCUCCCAGGUCUGUUGCCUUUACUGUUAGAUCCAGCUAUUGUACAGUUAGGGUACAUAUGCGUAGAGUUUUAGAAAUGUUACUUUGCUGUUUUUGUGUGUUUACGGUGUAGUUUGGUAGAAGAGCAGACACUGUGCUGUUUCCGGUCUAUUUAAAAUCACCUUUUCAUCGACAUGUUUGAUGCCUGUUCAGUGUUUAAGGUGAUUAUCUUUAGUAAAUUAAUUUCUUUAAUUUAUUUUAACGUAUUUAUAGAGUACUUUGAGUUGUUAAUGCUUGUAUCAAGUUUAAUAUAUUUGGGUUUCUUUGACUUUUUUGUACCUGAAAUAAAGUUUAGUUGUGUUUUUUUUAAA